Molecule: messenger RNA, 4611 nt
Organism: Bacillus rossius redtenbacheri
Lineage: Eukaryota; Metazoa; Arthropoda; Insecta; Phasmatodea; Bacillidae
Product: monocarboxylate transporter 3
Exons: 10
Coding region: 207-2105 (632 amino acids)
Biological process (GO): monocarboxylic acid transport; transmembrane transport
Cellular component (GO): membrane
Molecular function (GO): monocarboxylic acid transmembrane transporter activity
Source: RefSeq, a predicted model, not a curated record
CUCGGCGUCGUAGUACGCGCGCCCGCCGCGAGGGGAGCCCGCGCGCGCGCGCGCGCCAUUGGCGGCGGCGGGAGCCCACGUGACGUCACGACCGCAGCCGGCGGAGCUGCGUGUCGCGUGCGCAGCUCGGCCAGUUGUGCCACGCGGCUGUGCGCGCGAGGUCGUCUCCUCAGCGCGGCGUCUCCCUGGAGCCACGAGCGCGGAAGAUGCGGGAACUACGUGAAGGCAAGGCGACGUACGGCUCGGCGCCGCACCUGCACGAGCGCAACGGCGCGGCGCCGGCGCGACGCAGCGACCCCCCGCCGCCCCCCGACCCGGCGCCCGUCUACGCCGUGGUGCCGCCCGACGGCGGCUGGGGCUGGGUCGUGGUCGCCGCCUCCUUCUGCUGCAACCUCAUCGUGGACGGCAUCAUCUUCACCUUCGGCGACACCUUCCUGGAGCCGCUGGCGCUGCACUUCGACGUGCCCCAGUCGUCCGUCACGCUGGUGGGCUCGCUGCUGGCCGGCUUCUACCUCAUGGCGGGGCCCUUCGUGAGCGCGCUGGCGAACCGCUACGGCUUCCGGCUGGUCACCAUCGCGGGCAGCGCCAUCGCCACGGCCGCCUUCGUCGCCUCGCUGUCCGCCUCCAGCCUGGAGCUGCUCUGCCUCACGUACGGCAUCGUCGGCGGGAUCGGGUUCGGCAUGAUCUACGUGCCGGCGGUGAUCACGACGGGCUUCUACUUCGAGAAGUGGCGCGCCAUCGCGACGGGCAUCGCCGUGUGCGGCUCGGGCAUCGGCACCUUCAUGCUGGCGCCCGUGGAGGGCAAGCUGCGCGACCACUACGGCUGGCGCGGCACCAUCCUCAUCCAGGCUGGGCUGGUGCUGAACUGCGCCGUGUUCGGCUGCCUGUUCCGGCCGCUGAGGCCCGUGCCGGUGGAGGCGGGGCCCGAGCUGGCGCCGCUGGUGGCGCCGCGCGACGGCGAGCUGCGCAAGUGCCACUCGCAGGCGAGCGUGGCCAGCGACGGCCGGGCGGGGCGGCGCUCGGCCAAGACGCACAACAACAACGCCUACCCCACGGCCGCCGAGGCGCUCGCCAGGAGCUCGCGGUCGCUGGCCGGCUCGCACCACGCCGACGAGGCGCUGCGGCCCGUGGAGGAGGAGGACGGCCGUCGCGAGGACCACGAGGACGAAGACGACGCCGCCCGCGCGCUGGUGCAGCAGCAGCAGCAGCAGCACGGGCCCGCGUCGAGGCGCGGCUCGCGGCGGAUCCGCACCGCCUCCGAGAGCAGCGGCGGCGGCGGCGGCGGCGGCGGCGCCAAGCCCUUCUACCGCGACGACAUAUUCUUCAGCGCCAGCCUGGCGCGCCUCCCGCAGUACACCUCGCAGACCUCCGUGUCGUACCACGUGUCGGUGACGCGGCUGCCGACGACGCAGGACCUGGAGGAGCAGGAGGCGGGCGACGGCCGCGUGUGCACCGAGGCGCUGCGCCGCACGCUCGCCACCAUGCUCGACUUCUCGCUCUUCAAGUCGCCCACCUUCCUCGUGCUGGCCGUGUCCGGCUUCCUCACCAUGAUGGGCUUCUACAUACCCUUCAUGUUCCUCAAAGAACGGGCGGCGAAGAGCGGCAUGGAGGCGACGCUGACCAUGUUCCUGGUGUCCAGCAUCGGGAUCACCAACACAGUGGGGCGCGUGCUGUGCGGCCUGCUGUCCUCCGUGCCGGGCACCAACACGCUCUUCAUCAACAACCUGGCGCUCACCGUCGGCGGGGUGGCCACCGUCCUCAGCGGGCUGUCCAUGUCCGCCGGCUACCAGUUCACCUACACCGUCGUGUUCGGCCUCGCCAUAGCAUGCUUCGCAUCACUACGUUCGAUCAUCAUUGUCGACUUGAUGGGUCUAGACAACUUGACAAAUGCCUUUGGCCUGCUGUUGCUUUUCCAAGGAAUAUCUGCAACUGUAGGAUCUCCCAUUGCAGGCAAAUUCAAGGAAGCUACAGGGAGCUAUGACGCAGCGUUUUACAUGUCAGGAUCACUCAUCCUUGUCUCGGCGAUCUUGUGCUACCCUCUCAACAGGAUAAACAAGUGGGAGAAAGAAAGAGCAAGUGGUCGGAAGAAGGCAGAGUGCAUAUGAAGAGAGUUCUAAGCAGGUCAUGCCUAUGACCUGUAACUUUUGUUUCGUGGACACGAGAAGUCUCCUUGUUAGUGGAGCUGUGAUAUGUUUGUAAGUUCUCAAUGCUUUUGCACCGGUUGGAUGCCAUCUCGGCGGCACGACUCUACCUCGCCUGUUUAGCAGAUAAAGUGAAAUAUUUUGGUGUUGGCCUUCUAAGCUAGACAUGUUCAUUUGUAUGAAAGGAACAGCCGUGGAUUGAUCAGACUGAUAAGUUAGAAUUCAUUGAGGAAUAUUUUUAUGGUGUGCUCAGAAACAAAGUAAACAUGUCUUCCAGCAGCCAUUUUAAGAAGGGUAACUUAAACAUUCCAUUAAUUUCCAAGAUAUGUUUAGUCAAGUGAUAACUUGUCUAGGUACGUGUAAAUUUUCUAGUAUGAAAUGCUUUUUGUGACAUCUGAAUUGUAAAGAACUUUAUAAAAAAUCAGAAUUUAUAAUUUUAUAAUAUAAAUAUGUUCAAAGAGAUUAUAGAGUGACUUAGGGACUGAAAUAAUUCUGACUAAUGCAACUAAUGGUUGUCUAUCUUGCAGACAUUACACACAUUAAGUACUUAUUGAACUUUGUGUAGGUACUAUAGUUUAUUAAUAUUUUGGUAAUAUGCUGAGGUGAUAUUUAUUCAUGUUAUCUUGCAAAUUUGUUGCAUGUAAAUAGCAUAACAGAAAUCGAUCUUAUAUUUAUGAAAACGUUAACCUAAUAUUGUUGACAUAUUCUAGUCACAUCAGUUUGAAAGAGAAAGAAAUAAAUAUUUUUGACCACAGGUUAAAUAUAAUACAUAGGUAAAAAUCAAUAAACUAUUUUAAUCUGUGGAGUUUUUAAUUUUUUUUGGUGCAAAAAUUUGUUAACAUUAGUACAACUUAUGUGUUCAAAGUGUGCCAUCAUAAUAUGUACAGAAAUAAAAUUGCAGUGUUAAAAAAUAGUGAAAAUUUUUUGUUAACAUAAAUGGUUGAAAAAUAACCUACCGGUUAUUUUAUUGUCUCUGAUUGUAGGUACCGUACAUAUAUUAUUUGGAUCUAAAAACAGUAAGAAUGUUCAUUUCUUGUGUGUGCAAGUUUCUCGGUGUGUAAAAUGUGGAAAUACCUAUUUCUACAAAGUAUAUUGCGUGUGUAUCAUUUCCACAUUGCCUAUUUUAAAAUGAUUGCCUGCAAUUAUUAACUCUUUUCUUUUUUUUAAGACUUUUAACAUCAUUAUGGUGAAAAUUUAUGUUUGAUCUGUGUUAGCUCUACAAUAAUAGGCUAUACAGUUUUAAUUAAUUACAAUUUUAAUCCCAAUAUAAUAUAAAAUACAAUACUACAUUGAUUUAAGACAAGGCUAAGAUUUAAGUAUGUACAAAAUGUUAGGAGGAGUCAUUAAAUGUGUUUUAAAAUGUUUUAAAAAACUCACACAAUGACUUGUCAUUAAGUAAAACCAGCAUGAACUUCUUAAGAACACAACAAAGUUAUUUCUUUAAAAAUAUCUCCCUGUUAUUUUAUGUCUUUGCAGAAAAAUUACCGUAAGUGUUCCGUUACGUAAAAAACACCAUAAUUUUGGAGUUUCCUUAAGAAUCGAGGGCGUAUUCACAAUUCAUUCUAAAUAUUAUUUCCAUAAAGGUUGGUUCAGUUAAAGAGCAAUCAAAUAUUUAUGGUGUGUUUAGCCUUAGGAAGGACAAUUUUCCCUCAAAGUUGUCCUUUGAAAUUUCCUGCAAUUCCUUUGUACAUUCACGUUUGCUGUCUUGGAGAAUGUGUCUUAUAACAGACUAAACAGUUAAACGGUCAUAGGUAAAAUUCACUGAACAAAGAGUUUUGCAGAGAAACCUGUACCUUGUAAUAUCAAUUUCUAAUAUUAACUGGCAUAAAUUUACGAUGCUCACCACCAAAGACAUAGUAGAUGCUAUGCUCUCAUUUAUUAAAAGCAUAUUGAAAGGAACUGAAUUCUACAGAAGUGUUCAAUAAAGUAGCUAUUUCAUUGUUCCAAGUUCUGAAUGAAUUAGCUCACUGAGUGUUACACAAUCAUGUACAAUAAUCUGCAUGCUCAAAAGGUAUGUCGGCCUAUUAAACUGUCAUAAAAAUAAGCUUAUCACUUUUUGAGAGGAGGAAAAAAACAUGAUUUGAGAAAGUUACCUAUGAAAUGUACUUCAUUAGGUUCAAGAAGGGUUAGUAUCCUAUAGUUACAACUUUAUUUUCAAUUUAUAACCCAUUUUAAUUAGAAUAGUUAAUUUUUGUACUUAAAUAAAAAAUAUAUAUAAAUCGUGGAAUGUUUAAAUCUGAUAUAUUUCAAACAUGCAUUGUAUUGCCUAUAAUUUUAUGUUGUGAAAUGUUUUAAUGUGAACAUAUUUUUGUAUGUCGCUUUUAUGAAUUACAUAGUGUUGAUAGACAAUUCAAUAGAUGUUACAAUAAUUGUAUAUAAAAUGGAUUUUAAAAUGUUGUUAUAAACAGUUUAAAAAAAAAAGUUACAGAUUAACAGAAAUAUUUUUUACAAUAAAUUUGUUGCUUCAUUA